AUGGAAGCCAGGGGCACGGGCAGGGCUCGGGGUUACCUGGGAACCGCGGCCGCAGCGCCCGCGGCGCUGCUGUUCCAGCUUCAGUUGCGUGGAGAGCGCGAUCCUCGAUUCCUGAGAGAGAAGCUCAACAGGAAUGAGGCCAGUGCUGGGGAGAGUAGUCUGCCCAGAAUUGGUCCAUUUCUACCCACGAGUGAGACUGGUCAGAAGUUGUUGCCAGUUCUCCCGAAACAGAGCUUGUUUCGUGUUUCCCCACCAGAGCUGGUGUUUCAGAACUUCGUGGCUCAUGAAGUCUCUGAAAUGGAACUGUCUCUCACAAAUGAGAGCAAGUGUGUUCAGCUGGUGCAGGUCUCCAUGCAGAGCUCACCUUGUUUCAGGCUGGUGUGCCCCAACGAGGCGUACCGUGCUGUGCCGCGAGGUGCGACUGCCCGUGUGCGCAUUCAAUUCACCCCCAACGAGAGCAAGGAUUAUUCCCAUGAGCUUGUCUGCAUCACCAAAACAGAAAGGAUAGUUGUGCCAAUCCGGGCCAUUGCUGCCCGAGCUAUCCUGAACAUCCCAGACCAGCUGAACUUCUCGGAGUGUCCAGUCAAGAGCAGCACCAAGAGGACUCUGCUGCUUCGCAACACUGGCAGCCUGGAGGCUCAUUACUACAUCAGCACCCAGAGUCCUUUCUCCGUGGUUCCGGCCAUGGGAACUCUGGGUGCUGGUGACAGCGUGCAGGUGACAGUGGGAUUUCACCCACUGACCACUGGUGCCCAUUUUGGGUCCAUGGUAGUGUGCUACAACACAGGUGAAGAAAUGAUCCACACAAACCUUCAGGGAGAAGCUGUAGAUGUCAGCAUCGGGUUGAGGACGUAUUCCGUGGAGCUGAAGAAGACUUUCAUCACCAUGUCAAGCCACACAACCAUGUUCAUCGAGAACAGGAGUAACAUCAGAGCCCAGUUCCAGUGGAAGACUUUUCCUAGUGAGGAAGAUGAGAAUGAAGAGAAGAGGAGGCAGUGUUACCUGCUGCGAUCACCGAGAGAGGCCUGCGUGGACAACACGACGGAAGAGAGAAGAAGAGCGAAGAAGAAGGGUUCCUGUGAAGAUCGCCGCGCCAUCCUGAAGAGCAGCGUCCGGGAGAAGAUGAUGAAGCUGAAAGAAGACCCCAUGCUAUUCUCCAGUGAUGCUUUUUCCCUUGAGCCAAUGGAGGGAGAGAUCGAGCCAAACAGUUCAGUCCAAAUCAAGGUGACCUUUAAACCCCUAAAGGCCCGAGAGUAUCGAAGUGUGGCCUACUGCAACAUCUCAGGCCGUGGGAGCAGGCUGCCCCUGCACCUCAGAGGGGAAGGCCAAGGACCCGUGGUUGAAUUCAGCCGUCAAAUGCUGAAACUUGGGAACAUUUCUGUCAACACCUCCCACGUCUAUGAGGUGAAACUGAUGAACCGAGGAGCUAUAGAUGCUCCCUUCACCUAUAUCCCUUCAGCCACAAACGUGGGCUGCUGCUUCAAGUUUGCACCCGAGGAGGGCGUCAUUGCAGCAGGUGGGAUCCGGACGAUUCACAUCUCCUUCAAUGCCACCGUACUGGGGAGCUUUGAGGAACAAUUCCAGUUCCGUGUGGCUGCAUCUCCUACGCCUGUGACCCUGACAGUCUGGGGCUGUGUCACUGGACCUGCUUUACACUUCGACCUCCAUGAGCUCCACUUCGGUGACAUCUCCUUUGGCUUUCCCCGCACCAUGACCUGUCGCCUCACUAACACCUCCCCGGUGGCCGUGACAUUCAAGCUCCGCAUGUCGGACGAUGGCACGCAGCCUGCUGUCAGUAGCUUGGAUCAGAUAUGCAAGGACAGUGACCCAUCCUGGAGAAAGGGAAUUCAUUUCUAUGUGGAGCCAAGGGAGUUUACAAUGAAUCCCAGCCAAGGGACCAUCCUCCCCCAGGGACACCAGGAUAUCGAGGUGACCCUGUGCUCCAACACGGUGAUGGAAUACUACCGGAAAAUGCUGGUGGACCUGGUGGACCUGGAGGGUGUUGGCAAGGAAGUGGCAUCACUGAUCAUCACAGCCAGAUGUCUGGUUCCUGAGCUGCAAGUGUACCCCCAAAUCAUGCGCUGCAAUCAGUGCCACCUGAAGGAGCCAUACGAGAAGAAGUUCAUCAUCACCAAUAAAACUGACCUUCCUGGCUGCUACGGGCUUAUUCCCCAGAAACGCAAGGAGGACUCUCCUGUGUUGUACUCCAGCCCCAAACCCUGUGGCAUUGUCCAGCCUCACAGCACUGCAGAGAUUCCGGUUACAAUCGAGGUCCAAACAUUGGGCGAUCAUCGCACCAAUGUUCUGAUCGGCGUGUUUGGGGAUGAAAGAAACCCACUGAGAGCAGAAUUCCUGAGCUCUGGAGAGCUGGCAGAAAUCUAUGGAACUCCAAAGAAGAUAGACUUUGGCAUGAUCCCACCGCUACAGCCGAGCUCACAAACUCUUACCCUCUUCAACAAAGGUCUUGUCCCUGUAGACUUCAGGAUAAAGAUUGCUGAUAAACCCCAGUGCUUUGUUCUUGAAACGGAAGAAGGAGUGAUCCCCGCUAGGGGUGAGGUUCCUGUGACUGUCACAGCCAUCCUGGAUGACACUGGGCAUUUUGCUGACUCCAUCCAGCUCUUCAUCGGGAACAGCUUUUGGUUCAACUUCUUACUGAGGGCUAUGGGCACUGGCACCACAAUUGUCACAGACAAACCACUGGCCCCAGAGCUCAACUUGGGAUACCAAUUCAGCCACCUUCCCAGUACUCAUCAGUUCCAAGUAACAAACAGGGGCCACCAUUUCCAUCGGCUCUUCUGGAGCGUGGAAUGCUGGAGGCCACCCAAGAAGAAGGGCCAGAGCGUCUCAGCCCUCAGCAGCCCCAAGGCCCAAGAUGAUUUGGAGCCCCCCGGUCGUACAAGCGCCGUGUUCGGGCUGGAGCCAGGCUCAUGGGAGCUGCAGCCAGGCGAGUCUGUGGACAUGGUGCUGCGAGGCUUCUCCCACACCCCACAGGAGGUGCGGGAUUACAUGAAGUGUGAAGCUCUCGUUGGCACAAGCGUGGUGACAAAGAAGAUAAUAGAAACAAUCAUUAGCUGCAAGUUCAUAGAUCCCUCUAUAGAAGUAUCAGCCAGAAAACUCUCUUUCCGGGUGGAGAAGAAACCCAGUGAUGUCCUAACUCUGCAGUACCAGCCUUUGGCUUUAAAAAACACCUGCUCCCUGCCGCUCCACCUCGUGCUGGACGUGGAGCAGCCGUUUCUGGUCUGUGAUGAGGAGCAGCAGCCCCUCCCAGAUGGCCAGCCUGUGACAGUGGGUGUAGAGGAGACCUGCCAUGUCUACAUUGCAUUUGACCCAGCUUAUAAACUGGAGCUUAACAGCUGGCAAGAAAAGAAGAUUCUGAAGAUAGACAUGGUUAGGGACCAUCCUAAUGUGGAGCAUAUCGAGCUUUGGGGAGAAGUCCACUUCCCCAAUCUCCAAAUCCAGCCCAGCAGCCUGGAGUUUGGCUGCAUCGUGGCUGGCACGGAAGCAGUGCGCUCUCUGAGGAUGAGCAACUGCAGCCCCCUUCCUGUGGAGUACCACUGGUCAUUCCAGGCAGACAGCCAGGUGCACAAGUUCAGGCAUUACAUCCCAGUGGGGCUGGCAGGAUUCAGUCACUCCGUGGAUGUACCAUGGACUCCCCUCAAAGUGGAGAAGGCUUUCAGUAUCCUGCCGCUGUCGGGUGUGCUGCAGCCGGGAGAGAGACAGCAGGUCUCCUUCACCUUCACUGGCCACCUCAACACCAUGGCCCAUGUCACAGCGCUGUGCCACGUGGAGGGAGGCCCCACCUACGAGGUGAAGCUGAGCGGGGAGGCCUCACGUGUCAGCUACUCCCUGAGCGCCCGGGAGAUCAACUGCGGCUCCCAGAUGUUUAACGAAGUUCAUCACAGCACGGUCAUCCUGGCGAACACCAGCAAGAUUAAAUUCAACUGGGUGCUAGAACCCAGCACUGCAGACCAAGACCUGCCUGGUGUGUUUCUGGUCAAGCCCACCACUGGCUCCAUUGCAUGUGGCAGGAAGCAAGUGCUGAGAUUCUCUUACAUGCCAGGAGUACCAGGAGCCUUUAGCAGGACAUACCAGCUUAAAGUGGGUGACCUGGAGCCGGAAAAGAUCUGCCUGAAAGGAGAAGCGUCCUUUCCUAUGAUCAGUGUGAACCUGCCCUGGAACAUCAAAGGAAAUGAGAAACGUGGAAAGCCACUACGGCUUGCAGAACACACGCAGCAAUACAGUGAGACCCUGAAAAUUCAGAUCCCAGCAGCUCAGCCCUUAAAAAGUCCAGAUGUGAAGACUGGGAAGCUGAAGCCGUGCAUGCUUGAAGGCUCUGACAUUGUAGCAAACACUCGGCUGCAGAUAAAGAUGAUCGAGAAGGCUGCUCUGGAGCUGCAGAAAAAGCUCACAUCCCAUCCCCCAAAGACCGAGUUCCCUGACAAAAAGCUGUGCCAGAGCCUUGUCAAAGUUGAGCUGCCAGAGUAUGUCCUGGACAUGGGCACUGUCCUGAAGGGUUUCACUGAGAGACGCACCCUGGAGAUCACCAACCCUGGGCAGAUCCCAGUGUCCUUCUGGGUCGAUGCAUCUGUCCUGCAGGACACAGGUUUCAGCGUGGACCUGGGCCAGAUGAAGAGUCUGCCCCACAUGCACACCCUGAGGUUUGAUGUGAAUUUUGAAAGUGCCCAGCAAUCACAGGGUGAUGUGGAUGUGCUGCUGCCCAUACAGGUAACAAAAGGCCCCACGUCUCACAUCCGCCUCCGUGCCACUGUCUUGGAACUGUCGCUCGACCUCUCCAAGAACACACUGCACUUCCCCAAUGUCCUCGUUGGGCAGGGCCAGGUUGAGACAGUCCAGCUCUACAACGGGUUCCAAGUGCCCUGCAAAUGGUUCAUCACUGCCAUCAAGCCUGUUAUGAAGAGCAAUCAACUCAGAUACCUGACACGAGCCCAAGGUCAGAAGCAGCAGGCGCUGGAGGAAGGGCGCUGUCCCUUUGAAGUGACGCCCUCCAAAGGAACCCUUGAUGCAGGAGCGUGGCAGAACUUGCAAAUCCAGUUUGCACCCAAGGAGGAGAGGUCUUACAAGUAUGAGCUGAAGCUUAACAUUCAUGGGAGCAGCAAUCACUUAAGGCUGCACCUCUUGGGGCAAGGUCUGGAGCCACGGCUGGAGUUCAGUCCCCCAGCACUAAAGAUGGGAUGGGUGCUGGUGGACAGCGAUGGGGUGGAGGCCACAGUGGUGGUGAAGAACCCAUGCGAAUUCCCCAUCGAGUUUUACUGCCUGGAUUUGGAUGAGCAGUACCUUGAGGAGGAGAAGGUGAGAAGAGUUGACUGCCCAGAGGAGCAGCUGGGCUCUGCAGAGCAUGUGAAGCCCUUCACCAUUGUUACACCUGAAGACAAUCUGGCCAGGACCCCAGAUGAGAAGGGCAGUUCUGCUGAGGGCCAGCCAAAGACAGCAAUGUCUGAAGCCUCCUCUUUAAUUGCCAGGCUGAAACGGUACCGGUGGAUAGUGCCUGCCCUCGGUGAGGUGGAACUGAAGGUCCACUUCUCCACCAAAAAGCCAGGGAAGUUUGAGCAGACGCUGAGGUUUGAGCUGGUGGGGACAAAGCGGCAGUACGAGCUGCCCUGCAGUGGCACCGGCCUGUACCCCAGCAUCAGCCAGAACCCACGGCUGGUGUUUCCACAGUGGAGGAAGACCAUGAAGGAAGGUGAAAUCAUCUUCAAGGAAUAUGUUGAGAGCACCAAGCAAUUCCACUUUGGACCGCUGCUGUGUGGGAAAUCAAGAGAGUGGUACAAGGCCCAGAACUGUCCUAGCAAUUCGGAGAAUAUAACCAUCCUCAACAACUCCCCCAUGGACGUAGAGGUCCAGUUCUCCUUUGAGGAUGAUGAGAAAGCAGAGACCUUCCUUCUGGACCCUCCCAGCAUGACCCUGAAACCAAAGAAGAAGCAGGAGCUGACCAUUUGGGCAUACCCCACUUCCCCUGGCUUCCUGGAAGACAAACUCAUCUGCUGCAUUAACAAGAAUCCAGAGCCAGUGGUCUUCAGCCUGUGCUGCCAUGGGGUGCACAUGAAGCUGGAGGUCAGCCCCCUGGAGCUGUCUUUUGGCAAGCUGCUUCUGCACAGGACUGACAGCAGGACCUUGGUCCUGAAAAACAACACCCUACUGCCCAUGGCCUGGCAGCUCAGUGGGCUGGAUGACCUUGUUGAGGACUUCUCACUGUCACAAGAUAACGGCACCAUUGAUCCCCGCUCAGAGAUUGAAGUGACAGUGAAUUUCAAGGCCCAGCAGAUUGGCACCAUUGAGAAGAGCCUUCGACUCGAGGUUUCAGAUACAGAAAACAUCCUGGGGAUUGUUCAGGUUGAAAACAUCAAACUGUCUGCAGAGGUGUAUGAUGUUCUCCUGAGCAUGGUCCUGCCUGAAGAUGGAACCUUGGAUUUUGGAACCAUCAAUGUCCAGGAUAAUGUGAAGAACAUCCUGACUCUAACAAACAAAGGGAUGUACAACAUCGAGUACAGAUUGAUGCUGAAGGGUGCAGGUCCCAGGAUGCGAGACUUGGCGUCCCACUUCACUGUCAAGCCUCAGUCGGGCAAGCUGAUCGCCUCCCAGCCUGGUGUGAAUAUUGAGAUAUUCUUCCACCCCACAAGGGAAAUCCUCCUCAAGAACAGCCCCAUCCUGUACUGCCAGGUGAUAGAUGCCAUCUCAGGGGAAGGAGGCCAGACUGUCGCCAGCAUCCCAGUGAGGGUGUCAGCAAGAGCUGCCUACAGCAAGUUCAGUAUUGAGCCUGCCUCACCCAUCAAUUUCGGUGCCAUGAUGAAGGGCAGCAAGAAGAGCCAGACUGUCGUGCUGGAGAACACAGGCAUGAUCAGCUUCAAAUUCCGCAUCCACCGAGCAACCGAGGAUGAAUCUCCUUUGGAAAGCAAAAGUUCAAAGCAAGGGGAGUCUGUUCCAUCAGCUAGAAAGCGCUCAGCGGGAAGGAAAUCAAGCUUGACACAGCCUCUCCUGGAACUUCUUCUGCAGGGUCAGCUCAAUGUGGGCAUGUUCACGGUGUCCCCGUGCUCCGGCUCCAUCGCUCCGUGGGGCCAGCAGCAGAUCACGGUGGAGUGCCUCGCAGGGCAGGAGGGGACUUGUGAGGAGCAGCUCUACAUUGACAUCGUGGGCAGAGACCCCAGGGACAAUCCCCUCGGCAUUCCCUUUACCCUGACUGCCGAGUCCUGCCUGCCAGCAUUUGCUGAGGAUGCCAUGUUAAUCUUCGACGAGUACCCGAUCUGCAGCAGCACUGACCUCAGCCACAAGCUGCUCUCUGUGCACGGUGUGGGCCUGUUUGUGAGAGAUGAGAACAAGUUCAUCUUCAACAAGAUUCUGGUUGGGCAAGAGGCUGAAGCCCAUUUCAACAUCUACAACACAACUGCUCUGCCGUGUGACGUGGUCCUCUCCAUCAACCCCCUGCCUGGACAGGAAAAAGGCCCUAUCACCGUUUUCAAGUUGCAUCCUGUCCAGAUGUCCAUUCCUGGCUCAUCCCACGCUGUUGCUACAGUGACCUUCACCCCACCAGACGAGCAGAACUACGACUGCACUUUUAAGGCUUCCCUUGUCAUCCCCAAACGCUCUGUGAAAAUCAAGCCCCAAACCCUGAGCUUCACCAUCAGUGGGAGGGGGCACGAGCCGCAGGUGACAGUCGUGUGCCCAAGAGCUCGCAGCAAGAGAGGAAAUGCCGUGCUGCGCUUCCAGAGGCUCCAGCUGGGGGAUUUAGAGAUGCUCCCCCUGGUCGUCCGUAACAACGGCAUCGUACCUGUCAAGUUUAUGUUACACCUGGAGGAUGAGCAUGGAGCAUUCUUCUUGAAAGGCAGGCGCUCCACACUGGAGAGAUUCCACACUGAAGAUGUGGGAGAGGACUCUGUUGGAAAUGAGAGCAAGCCCCCAAAGAAGCCUCUCCUGCUUCUGCAUCGUGGGCAAUCGGCAGAGUUUGAUGUCAUUUUCAAUCCCACCCUGGCUCGACGUGUGGAAGGGAAGAUCCGUGUUUUAGUGGGGGACACCUACUCUGACAAGACCCUGAUAGAGCUGGUGGGUGAAGGCCACAAGGAUGAAUUCACCCUCAACUGUCUAGAGGAAGACCCACAGUUGAGGAAUGAUAAGAGCAGCUGGAACAAAGACAUCAUUGAUGCUGUCAGACUGAACCACAUCCAGUUUGGGGACUGUCCUGUUGGGAAGCCCUGCCACAGGACCUUCACCAUCACCAACCACACCGGCAUGACGUUCAUGCGCUUCGAGUGGGAGGCAGACGUCCCAUUCCAGUUCUGCCCCAGGGUGGGACAUCUCCACCCUGGCUGCACCAAGGCCAUCACAGUGACCUUGAAAUCAGAUGUUCCAGCCACCUUCAGGAGGCACCUUGUGAAAUGUAAGGUGACCAAGAUCAAGUUUGAGCUGCCACCAUGGAAGGUUCCAGACUGGGACGACGAAAUGUGCAUUGUCGUGUGGAAGGACAUCACCGGGAAGGACCCAGCAGCCCAAUGGCCUGAAAAAGAGAAGACAGUGGAGACAGUCCCGGAACCGGCUCACACUGUGCUGAAGAAGAGCGGCCAGGAGGCCGAGCUGUACCUCAGCGCCUUGGUUGCCUAUGCCCAGUUCAAACUGGACACAGUCGUGGUUCAGCUCAAGGACACCUUGCCCUUCCAGACAAGGACAGCCACUUUCAGGAUGCACAACACAGGGAAGGUGGCCCUGGAAUACUUCUGGGAGGAAGCUGCACCUGCAGAUAGUGAAGCAGUGAGGAUGCCAUAUUCAACCACUCUGAUUAGUCGGCUCAGCUCUGCUCCUGUUGUAAGGCAGCGCAGAAAGCUGGUGCUUCGUUUCCGGAGGGAGCAGGACCAUCCUUUUGAGACGCAUCCUUCUGAGCUGCGGCGCCUACAGUGGCUUGCCAAGGAGCAGCAAGAUUCCGAGCAGGAACAGCUGCAGGAUUCCGAGCAGGAACAGCCAGAUUCUGACCAGGAGCAGCUUUCUGAGGAAGAGCAGCUGGAUGCCAAGCAGAAGCAGCGUUCCAAGAAGCGGUGCCGCUCCAAGGAACGGAGUCUCUCCCCGCAGCGUGCCACUUCCUCCCUGGAAGUCCUCCCAGAUGUCACCCAUGACCAGUCACUGUUCUCCAUCAACCCCAACUUCGGCACCAUCACUCCUGGCCAGAAGAAGACCUUUCAUGUGCUGUUCUCCCCAAAGGAUGUGGGGAACUUUGAGACCACCAUGCUGUGCAGCAUUCCUAACCUGGAGCAGACUCACAGGAUGGUGCAGGUGGUUCUAAAAGGCAGAGCCCGGGAGUGGAAGCGUUUUGGAAAACCAAAAUGCUCUGCCUUACAGCAGACAGAUGAAGGCCAGAGACACAAGAAGCAGCUGCACUGGCAACCAACACCAGAGUGA
Poecile atricapillus (Black-capped chickadee) is the source of this 9399-nucleotide messenger RNA. RefSeq names its product hydrocephalus-inducing protein-like. The transcript has 57 exons. The record is from RefSeq and is a predicted model, not a curated record. Gene Ontology annotation, cellular component: axoneme. NCBI's taxonomy places the organism in Eukaryota, Metazoa, Chordata, Aves, Passeriformes, Paridae. Bases 1 to 9399 code for a protein of 3132 amino acids. Gene Ontology annotation, biological process: axonemal central apparatus assembly; cilium movement.